Messenger RNA from Carlito syrichta (Philippine tarsier), 1377 nucleotides. RefSeq names its product TATA-box binding protein associated factor, RNA polymerase I subunit B (gene TAF1B). Lineage: Eukaryota; Metazoa; Chordata; Mammalia; Primates; Tarsiidae. The transcript has 10 exons. Gene Ontology annotation, molecular function: RNA polymerase I core promoter sequence-specific DNA binding. Gene Ontology annotation, cellular component: RNA polymerase I core factor complex; RNA polymerase transcription factor SL1 complex. Bases 165 to 1313 code for a protein of 382 amino acids. The record is from RefSeq and is a predicted model, not a curated record. Gene Ontology annotation, biological process: RNA polymerase I preinitiation complex assembly; nucleolar large rRNA transcription by RNA polymerase I.
AUGUUAGCUGUACUUCUUUUGUUGAAAUUGGAGCGGAGUUUUAGUCUGAUGUCCAUACUCAAAAGCCUUUCCCCGUCAGCAAAGCAUCACAGUCAGAAACGGCGUCUGUCUGUUCUGGAUCUCUUGAUGGAGUUGAAUACUCAAAACGAAAGGAGAAGGGAAUCAUGAAGAUGACUGUGCCAAGGACACUUGCUUUCUGCUAUCUGUCGUUACUUUGGCAGAGAGAAACAAUAACGCUUUCAGAUCUUUUGAGAUUUGUUGAGGAGGACCAUAUUCCUUAUGUAAAUGCUUUUCAGCAUUUUCCAGAAGAGAUGAAAUUAUAUGGGCGUGACAAAGGAAUCUUUGCUGUAGAGUCUUGGCCUGACUAUGAGGAUAUCUAUAAAAAAACAAUUGAAGUUGCUACAUUUUUAGACUUGCCUCGUUUUCCAGACAUAACUGAAGACUGCUAUCUUCACCCCAACAUCUUGUGCUUGAAAUACUUGAUGGAAGUCAAUCUCCCUGAUGAAAUGUACAGCUUAACCUGCCAGGUGGUAAAAAUGACUGGAAUAGGAGAAGUGGAUUUUCUGACAUUUGAUCCUAUAGCUAAAAUGGCAAAAACUGUUAAAUAUGAUGUACAAGCUGUAGCUCUCAUUGUAGUGGUAUUGAAACUGCUCUUUUUAUUGGAUGACAAUUUAGAAUGGUCUUUGUCUAGUCUUGCUGAAAAACAUAAUGAAAAGAACAAAAAUGAUAAGCCGUGGUUUGAUUUCAGAAAGUGGUACCAAGUUAUGAAGAAAACUGUUGAUGAGAAAAAACAAAAAUGGGAGGAAGCAAGGGCAAAGUACGUGUGGAAAAGUGAAAAGCCACUCUACUAUUCAUCCGUUGACAAACCAGUAGCCUAUAAAAAAAGAGAAAUGGUGGUGAAUCUACAAAAACAAUUUAGCACACUGGUUGAUUUGACACCAACUACUGAAAAAAAAAAACCUUCAAGUUUUCAGUUCAACUGGAUUGAAGAAGACACAGAUAGAACGUGUUUCCAUGGACACAGCCUCCAGGGAGUCCUGAAAGAGAAGGGCCAGUCACUGCUAACCAAGAAUUCAUUAUAUUGGCUUAGUACACAGAAAUUCUGUAGAAGCUAUUGUAAACAUGUGACAACCUAUGAAGAAUCCAAUUUUUCAUUGAGUUAUCAGUUUAUAUUAAAUCUCUUCUCCUUCCUGCUAAGAAUAAAGGCCUCCCUUCUCCAUGAAGAAGUAAGCUUAAUUGAAAAGAAACUCUUUAAAAAAAAAUACACUAUAACAAAAAAGAAAUCUUCAAGAUCCAAGAAAGUGAGAAGAUAAUGAGAAAAAAGAAAUAGAAGCUUUUUUGAAAAAAUAUUUUGGUUUGGUUUUUGUUCGUUUGUUU